Messenger RNA from Babesia bovis T2Bo, 1991 nucleotides. Its product is annotated as WD domain G-beta repeat family protein. Lineage: Eukaryota; Apicomplexa; Aconoidasida; Piroplasmida; Babesiidae. Bases 69 to 1976 code for a protein of 635 amino acids. The record is from RefSeq and is a predicted model, not a curated record. Gene Ontology annotation, molecular function: protein binding. The transcript has 3 exons.
GUAAAAUGUGUAUGUCUAAUAUAUCAUAUUGAUUUCCUGUUUGGUAUGGUUCAUUUAGCUGUUGCAGUAUGGAUACGCAUACAGCAGUUGAAAUUUGGGAAGGUUUUCCCAAAUCACAUCUGCUUCGUUUAGUAAUGCAGUUAUUGACCGACAUGGGCUAUAGAGACACAGUAUCAUCAUUGGAACGUGAAUCAGGAUAUCUUUACGACACGUCUUGUGUUAACGUGCUUCGGGAGAGUAUCCUAAGCAAUGAUAUUAGGAAAGCCCGUUCUUUGUUAUCGCAGGUUACAUUAUCGCAUGAAGUAAGGAUGGCUUGUAUUUUUUUGCUAUCGCAACAAAGUUUUGCCACGGCAUUAUAUAAUGAUAAUUUGGAAGAAGCCAUCCGUAUUCUCAGUGAGGAUCUAUCACUGACUGCGUUUGACGAGGAAACUGAAGCUCGUGCGAACAAAUGUGCCAGUUUGAUAAUGUAUCCAAGCCCUAGAGCAGCUCUUUCCAAAGAGCUUGCUUGGGAUAUGGAUACCUCGUGUACAGUUUUGUGGUCUCGCAUAGAAAAGUUGUUAUCACCCGAGAUGUGCGUGCCCAGUAAUAGAUUGCUGACUUUACUUUACCAAGCUGUUGAGUUACAGGAGUUAUAUUGCAAGAACCACUUUUCGUGGUCGCGUAGUACUGUUAUGAAUUUAUAUGAGGACCAUUCUUGUGCCUCAUUGCGUAUGCAAACAAGAUGCAUAGCUCGUCUGCAUGGCCACUUAGAUGAGGUGUGGGAUAUUAAGCUAUCUCCUUGUGGUACAUAUGUAGCUAGUGGUAGCAAGGACGGCACAGUUAUCCUUUGGCACUCCAAGUCACCUUUUGAGCAGUUAAAUUACUGGAAGCACCACCGAACUGCUGUGAGUUGUAUUGCGUGGUCCAGCGACUCCACAUACCUCGCUUCAGCGGACCGUGAAGGGGUGAUUUUAUUAUGGAUGCCUGGUUAUUUAUCUUGUGUUGGUCGUGUUGAACCGUGUUAUGGCGUACCAAUGUGUAUGAGUUGGAUUCCUAAUACUCAUACAUUUUUGGUUGGUGGUUUUGAGCGUGAUGUUGUAUUAUACUAUGUUGAGAAAGGUCUUCGUCGUGGUCGCCACCGUAACAGUCAUUACCCAGGAGCUAAUAACAGUUCAAACAGUCCUGAUAUUGCUAGCAGUGGAAAUACUCCUGAAAACGUCAAUCUUUUGGAGCACCCAUCCGGAAUCCACGAUAUAGCUGAGGGCACCAUUGAUGACAUUGAGAUGGAUGAGUCUCACUACGAAGAUAGUGAGCAACCAUUCACUGCCAGUGACAAUCCUAAUGAUCCGGCAGAUGCAACUACAAGCGUAGCUGACACUGGUGAUGUUGAAGGAUCAUAUCAUACCUGUAGCGAUUACGCUGAGAGUGACUUCACCAAUAAUGAAGCUGAAGACCCCUUUUAUUAUAUCCAUGAGGUUAAACGUGCUGUUGUUGGUUGCAGAGUAAGGAACAUUGCAAUUAAUUUCAGGGGUGAUAUUGCGGUGUUGAGUGCUCCUGAUCACGUGAUACGGUUAUUCGACAUUGUGCAGUUUACCGACUUGUCGCCACUGCCUGACAAUUCCAUAGUUACGAGUUUAUAUUGCAGCAAGCUUUACAAUCAGGUAUUGGUUAGCACCUCUGGGAAGUACCCUGUUAUGCGUCUUUGGGAUCUUGAUGAACGCAGGAUCAUACAGACCUACCGUGGUCACCGUGAGGAACGGUUUGACCUUAAAUGUGCUAUGGGCGGUCCCGAUGAGAUGUUUGUUAUAAGUGGUAGUGAAGAUGCCCAAAUAUACAUAUGGAAUAAGGUAUUCGGGUCACUGAUUCGAGUUCUAAAGGAACACACCUCAGCAGUCAAUGCGGUUACCUGGAGUAUUGUUCCAUGGUCCCACAUGUUUAGUGCAGCUGAUGACUAUCACCUCGGUGUCUGGGAAAUAAAGAAUGAUACCGAAGAAUGAUAUUAAUAUUUACGG